Castor canadensis (American beaver) is the source of this 894-nucleotide messenger RNA. It is a transcript of the gene Rec114, whose product is annotated as REC114 meiotic recombination protein. NCBI's taxonomy places the organism in Eukaryota, Metazoa, Chordata, Mammalia, Rodentia, Castoridae. The record is from RefSeq and is a predicted model, not a curated record.
AUGGCUGAGGCGGGAAACGGGGCCGCAGGUUUUGGACUUCUGGGAGAAGUGUCACAGUGGCCUCUGCAGCGUUAUGGACGCUUCAUGCUCUCGGCUGCAGAAGAGUCGCCUGGGCCUGGCCCGGAAGCUGUGACAGCGCCCUCUCCCACGUGGAAGGUUUUUGAUUCCAAUGAAGAAUCUGGGUAUCUUGUUCUCACCAUAGUUAUAUCGGGUCACUUCUUCAUUUCCCAAGGACAGACGCUACUGGAAGGGUUUUCACUCAUUGGUAGCAAGAACUGGCUGAAGAUUGUGAGACGCAUGGAUUGCCUGUUGUUUGGAACAACGAUAAAGAACAAGAGCCGCAUGUUUCGUGUCCAGUUUAGUGGAGAGUCCAAGGAGGCAGCACUGGAACAUUGCUGCAGAUGUGUGCAGAGCCUGGCCCAGUACGUCACCGUGCAGGUGCCAGACACAGUCACCCAGGAGCUCUGGUCAGCAGGUGAAAGCCAAGGGAAGGACUGUGCGAAGAGUGUCCCGCUGCAGCCCAGGCCCCACCUAAAUCUGGAACAGCAGGCGUGUGUGGCAGCCAGGACAGGUGAACUAGAGGGACGGACCUCAGUGCCACGUUUAGCUCAGACUAUCCUGGCCUCAGAGGAGCUGCCUCCUGUCUAUGAACAACCCACAUGGGGUGCAGAAGAAUUAGGCCCCUUUCUACGCCUGUGCCUCAUGGAUCGAAACUUCCCUGCAUUUGUAGAAGAGGUAGAAAAAGAACUUACAAAGCUGACGGGGUUGAGGGAUUAAUGCUCCAUGUAUAUUAACUAUGGAACGUUAAAGAAUACAUUAGAAUAAAGAAUAUUAUUCCAAACCAUUUUAUCAAUAUUUUAUUGUUAAAAACAGGUGGAUCCACUUUUUAUACAG